AUGGAACAAUGCAAGGUAGAACGUAGUCUCCAUUUGGCACGUCGUCAGCAGUGUGCGUGUUUAAUUCAGGAAAUUGGGUCAAGGUUGCAAACAACACAGGUGGUCAUAAAUGCAGGCAUAUAUUACAUGCACUACUUCUACGAAGUUUUCUCUCCAGAAACUAUCAAACCGAUUUUAGUCGCAAUAGCUGCCUUUUAUUGUGCAUGCAAGACAGAGGAAUUUUCUAGGAAACUAUCUUUCUUGAUCAAGGCUGCGUAUGAUAUUUUGAAGAGACCGGCACCUGAUGAGGGGUCAGAUGCAUUCAAGAGACUCGUUCAGAAUGUUCAUGCUUUAGAGGCUACUAUUCUUAUGGUCAUUGGGUUUCACACUCUUGAAGUCAAACAACCACAUGUGCUACUCAUUAAGGCUAUUCGCGCAAAUAAAUUCCCGAAGGAAAUAGCUCAUACGAGCUACUAUGUCUGUACUAAUAUACUGCAUCUCACCACUUUAGUAUUACGACAUUCUGCAGAAGCGAUUGCUGCUGCUAGUCUUUACAUUGCGGCGAAGUGGAAUAGAACAGACAUCCAGUCGUCAAACGGUGAUUGGUUCCAUAUUUUUUCCCCGAUGCUGACUUUUGAGGAGAUCUCUAAAAUAACAGACGAAUUCACCCUUACUUUCCAAGAAUGCGAUUUAAAAAUCAGAGAGCAACUGCGCUGUUCGCUUCGAUCCCGAAAGUUACAAAGAGAACGAAAAGAUGAUCCUGUCAAUAAUCCUCCUCGAACUCAAGAGCCUCAGAGGAGACCAGUUCCUGAUUCUCAGCAGAAGGCUGAUUCUUGGAAAACAGAGAAAGGACCGUACGGUUCGACAAAUCCUAGUGCAGCUCAAGUCCCAUCUCAACAUCCAAAUCAUCAUGCUCGAAGUCAUGCUGGUGGCUCCCAGAAUACACAGAUGAAUCAUCACAAUCGGGCCCCACAAUCACAUGUUUAUGGGAACGAACAUUUCAAUAGAUCUCAUUCCAACCGUCCUCCAGGUCCUGGGAAUAAUGAACCAGAUCCUAAGCGUCAAAGAUUUGAUCGCCCAUACCCAAAUCAGUGUCAACGAUCACCACAACCCCACUUGCCUGGUGGACAUCAUCUCGACGGAACAGCACGUGCAAGUCGUAUGGAGAGUUCUGUCUCUCAUUCUGGAGGUGGCGAACACAAAGUACACUAUCCAUCUGCUAAUCGUAUCCAUGGAACAGAUUACAGGAUGGCACAAUCCACUGGUUACAAUGCUGUUCCGAAUAAGCAACCUUACGGACGAGAUGAACAUGAAGACUCACGUCUUAACUCAGGGAAUCUUCGUUCUGUAAAACCAGCUGGUCAUUCACAAGGAAACACACGAGUGAAACCUGAUCUAAAUGACUAUUUUUGA
Schistosoma guineensis is the source of this 1392-nucleotide messenger RNA. NCBI's taxonomy places the organism in Eukaryota, Metazoa, Platyhelminthes, Trematoda, Strigeidida, Schistosomatidae. The record is from the annotation of a GenBank genome assembly.